UCUCUUUUGAAGGCAAUGGCCCCUAAUGAUGUUGCUUUGAUCUGUUGUUUGGUAUUCAUUAUUUACCUCUUGCUUGGGCAAGGAUACUCGAUUCGCCUCAUCUCCCAUUCCUCAGCCUUGCUGGCAGAUAUCCGUGGAUCUUCACCGCUUUUACAUCAGAGGCGCAUAGAAAGAGCAUUUGGAGAUAAGACAGAGAUACCACCGGCUGCUGAGGUAACUUGCAGGCUGGAGACUUGGAGACCAGAAAUGCCGAGCAAAUUGCUGCAGAUCAGGGGUCUCUUGCUGACCAUCUUUGCUGCCUGUAUUGGUGGCACCUUCCAGUACGGCUUGAACCUGACAAUCAUCAACGCACCAACAAUUUUUAUUCAAAAGUUCCUCAAUGAAACUUGGAUUGAGCGUUAUGGCAGACCGCUGGAAAAUGGUGUCAUCACUCUGCUAUGGACCAUCAUCGUCACUGCCUUCUCUGUUGGAGGAUUGCUCGGUGCAGUUAUUGCUGGACCCAUGGCCAUAACCUUUGGAAGGAGGAAUUCAUUGCUGCUGAGCAAUGUCUUUGUACUCGUUGGUGCUUUGCUGAUGGGCCUGAGCAAAAUGGCCAAAUCCUUUGAAAUGAUUUUAAUUGGGAGAUUCUUUUCUGGCAUAAACUCAGGUGUGGGAAUGAACAUCAACCCCAUGUAUCUUGGUGAGAGUGCGCCAAAGAAGAUACGAGGCACAGUGGCUUUGUCGUUUGCUCCAUUCACUGCAGCAGGCUUUGUUGUGGGACAGACUUUAGGUAUUGGUGAGAUACUUGGCAGGGAGGAAAUGUGGCCUGUCCUGCUGUCGUCCUGUGCAAUACCAGCCUUAAUCCAGCUCGCCACUCUUCCAUGGUGUCCGGAAAGCCCCAGGUACCUGCUGAUCGACAAGGAAGACAAGAACUUGUGCAUGAAGGCGUUGAGGCGACUGCAUGGAGACGUUAACCUGUCUGCAGAAAUGGAUGAAAUGUUGGAAGAACAAACGGCGCUCGAAGGCCAACACGCGAAGGGGCUGUGGGAAUUGUUGCGAGACCGUGCUCUCCGAAGGCAGAUCAGCAUCAUCAUCGUGCUGGGCAGUGCCAUACAGUUAUGUGGCAACGACGCUACAUAUUACUACGCUGUCUAUGUAUUUCGUGCUGCAGGAAUUCCCAAUGAAAAAAUCCAAUACGUCACUAUUGGAACAGGAUGCUGUGAGCUCAUAACUGCAAUAACAAGUAACCUGUUCAUCGAUCGGGUUGGACGUCGACCGCUGCUUAUAGGAGGCUACGGUAUGAUGGCUGCCUGUGGAACAUUGUUCACCAUCUCACUGACUCUCCAAGACAAGACUAGUUGGAUGCCUUACGUGAGUGUGAUUUGCAUCUUUGCAUCCAUCUUAAGCUUUGGAAUUGGACCAGCUGGAGUGAGUGGGAUCAUUCCAAUGGAGAUCUUUGACCAAACUGCAAGACCUGCAGCUUACAUGAUCAACGGCUGCCUUUUCUGGAUAAAUUUCAUUAUAGUUGGGUUAACGUUCCCAUUCCUCAUUGAAGGACUGGGCAGUUUCUGUUACGUGCUGUUCCUAUCUCUUUGUUGCCUCUUCGCUUUAUUCAUUGGACUCUUCCUUCCAGAGACAAAGGGAAAGACCUUUCUCGAGAUUUCCGAGGAGUUUCACAAGCAAAAUUUCAAAGUGCCAAGCAGAACAAGUGAAGAUAUAUCAAUGGAAAGAUCUCAGCCAGUUGCAACAUAAGUAAGGAUCACGGCCUCAAAAAUAAGGGUUGGACCAUUCAGGACUGAUGAGAUAAGGAAUUUCUUCACACAGAGAGGGUUAAUCUUUGGAAUUCUCUAUCAAAGAAGUUCUGCGGGGAUUAAUUUGCUGUACAUGCUCAUGUCAGAUAUUGAUUGAUUUUUGAUUAUUCAAAAAAUGUUGGCAGGACUUGAGGGCCUGAGCUGAACGGAGGACUUUAUUCCUUGGAGUGUAGGAUGGCGAGGGAUGAUCUUAUAGAGGUGUAUAAGUUCAUGAGGGUAUAAGAUCAUACGUGAGGUGGUCGACUUGGACAAAUUGGGCCAAAGGGCCUUCUCCGUGCUGUAUAACGCAAUGUUUAUUUUAGUUUAGUUUAGAGAUACAGCGCGGAAUCAGGCCCUUCGGCCCACCGAGUCCACGCCGACCAGCAAUCACCCCAUACACUAACACUAUCCUGCACACGAGGAACAAUUUACAAUUUUCACCAAAGCCAAUCAACCUACAAACCUGUGUGUCUUUGGUGUGUGGGAGGAACCUGCACCCGGAGAAAAUGCACGCUGUCACGGGGAGAACGAGCAAACUCUAUGCAGACAGCACCAGUAGUCAGGAUUGAACCUGGGUCUCUGGCGCUGUAAGGCAGCAACUCUACCGCUGUGUCAGUCUGCUGCCCUAAUGACUCUACAAGUGUAGGGGCACAGGGUUAGUACAAAAAAAUGAGGCUGAGCUGAAAGAUCAAAUGUUGUCUUAUUGAAUGCUGGAGCUAGUUUGAGGGGGAAAUGGCCACUGUAGCGGGGACUCGCAGGAGUCCAGCCAAAAACUAAGCGGACACAAGUUGUGUGCACGAGAUGUGUUUAUUCUGUCCGAUACAGCUCCCUACUCCUCGAAGGUCACGGAUGUUGCCCGGCCUUAAAUACCAACUCGGGUACCAACCCCACGACCAGCGCCUCUCACACCCAGACGCUGCCUCUCCAGAGCCGAGGGUUCAUUGUGCCCAUGGCUUGCCACCAGGUGCCACCACACUACUUCUGUUUCUGACAUUCAUUUAAUAAACUGAUGCAUAAUAUAUUUUUUGAUUAAGCGUUCCCGAUGUUGAGGGAGUCCAGAACCAGGGGCCGCAGUUUAAGAAUAACGGGUAGGCCAUUUAGAACUGAGAUGAGGAAAAACUUUUUCACCCAGAGAGUUGUGAAUUUGUGGAAUUCUCUGCCUCAGCAGGCAGUGGAGGCCGAUUCACUGGAUGCAUUCAAAAGAGAGUUUGAUGGAGCUCUUAAAGAUAGCGGAGUCAAGGGAUAUGGGGAGAAGGCAGGAACGGGGUACUGAUUGUGGGAUGAUCAGCCAUGAUCACAUUGAAUGGCGAUGCUGGCUCUAAGGGCCGAAUGGUCAACUCCUGCACCCAUAUCUCUAAAGAGCUGGAGUAACUCGGCGGGACAGGCAGCAUCUCUGGAGGGAAGGAAUGGGUGACAUUUCAGGUCGAGACCCUUCUUCAGACUGACAAAGUCUGGAGUAAGAAAAGAGUGAGAGAGGCAGCAGGUGUUGAUAACGCUGGUCGUGGGACAGAUUGUGCUCAAUGCAACUCGUGGCCGGGACAUGAUCCCAUCCUCUUACUAACCUGGUGCAGACCUGUGUGUCCAAUCGCACAGGGUUGAGUGAGCACUGAAUCAGAUGGUGAGGCCACACUGCCAUCUACAUCCUAACCCUGGAACUUUCAUAGUCAAGACAAUCAAAAUCAAAGAUACUAGAGGAGCCUCUAGGAUCUUUGGUCAAAAUGUCUCCUGUCAAAAGUAUCAUUUAUGUUUCUGAAUAUCUCUGGUGUACAAAAAUAUUAAAUUGGUUCAAAUAAUUAAAUUCACCUCUCAGGAACAGCUUCUCUCAGGAACAGCUUCUUCCCCUCUAUUAUCAGGCUCCUGAAUGGUCUUUCCACAAGCCAGGGUACUGUCCGAUUAACUCCACCCCAUUGCGGAUAUUGGACUUUGUCUGUGGAACUGCUGCGCUACAAUGCUGGGAACUAUAUCCCGCACUCGGUAUCUUCCCAUUUGCUCUUCCUAUUGUACUUGAGUUUCACGUGAUUGUAUUUAUGAAUAUUAUUAUCUGAUACGAUUGGAUAGCAUGCAAGACAAUGCUUUUUGCUGUACCUCAUUCAGCACGUGUGACUAUAAUAAAUGUAAACGUUACAGUAAAGUUAAAUAAGUCCAGGAAAAUAGGUAAUUGAACUCGCCUUUGAUUUCCAAGGCAACAGUCAUAAGUAGAGAAUGAUUUGUACCAGUAAGAGUUUGGGUGAUUGAAACAAGCGAUGACCAGGUUCAUACUAAACAUUAUUUACCUGAGGGUGAUCCCAUCAAAUAUUCCUGCAGACUUUAUGAACUGUGGACGCAGCCCAGACCAUCACGCAAACCAAUCUCCCUGCCAUUGACUCCAUCUGCACCUCACGCUGCCUUAGCAAGGCCAGCAGCAUAAUCAAGGACGAGUCACCUUUCUCUUUCCUCUCCCAGCAGGCAAGAGGUACAGAAGUGUGAAAACGCACACCUCCGGAUUCAGGGACAGUUUCUUCUCAGCUGUCAUCAGGCAACUGAACCAUCCUAUCACCAACUCGAGAACGGUUCUCAUCUACCUCAUUGGAGACCCUCGGACGAUC
Messenger RNA from Leucoraja erinaceus (little skate), 4354 nucleotides. Its product is annotated as solute carrier family 2, facilitated glucose transporter member 11-like. Gene Ontology annotation, biological process: monosaccharide transmembrane transport. The transcript has 13 exons. Gene Ontology annotation, cellular component: membrane. Gene Ontology annotation, molecular function: hexose transmembrane transporter activity. Bases 16 to 1731 code for a protein of 571 amino acids. The record is from RefSeq and is a predicted model, not a curated record. Lineage: Eukaryota; Metazoa; Chordata; Chondrichthyes; Rajiformes; Rajidae.